Scaptodrosophila lebanonensis is the source of this 608-nucleotide messenger RNA. RefSeq lists its product as uncharacterized. The record is from RefSeq and is a predicted model, not a curated record. Lineage: Eukaryota; Metazoa; Arthropoda; Insecta; Diptera; Drosophilidae. The transcript is spliced from 2 exons. The coding region runs from base 31 to 522 and encodes 163 amino acids.
ACAAGAGUCUCUUCAGGUUGUUAAGAUAUCAUGAAACACUUAGAAGUCCCUAUCAUAGCUGCAAUUUCCAUGAUCAGUGUGGCGAAAGGUGAACCGACAGACGGCGAUGCUAAAGUAAUUGCUAUCAUCAAUUCGGCAGCGCGUUCGGAACAGAAUUUAGCAUGCGUUUUUGAAUGGAUGGUUCAUAUAAAUUAUGCCUCUCUGAACUUCCUAAUGAGCGUGCUGGAAUGCAACGGAAACUUUGCUCCAGACACAGCCGAAGUUGUCGUCUUAAUUAAAGAGGUUAUCGAUAUGAUCACAGUGGUUAUAGAAGACUGUACCGAAACCAAUGAGAAAUCGGGAUCGCAGAGUAAAUGUAAAAAUAUAAUAUUAAAGAACAACAACGGCCUGGUUCGAGCCCUAUUUAAGGUUAAGAGACUGGUUUUUCGAACAAAAAACAAAAUGGAGUGCGACCAAUCCGCUGUUGUUGAAUUUGCGCCUCUAAUUACCGAAGUGCUUGACUCAAUUCAGAAUUGCUUGUAGGCAAAUAUUUAAUUAAAUUAAAUGGCCAUAUUUAUCCGCAUUAAAAUAAAAGCAUUCGCAUGUGACGGGCACAUCGUCAAAUUGAC